Molecule: messenger RNA, 1492 nt
Organism: Exserohilum turcica Et28A
Lineage: Eukaryota; Fungi; Ascomycota; Dothideomycetes; Pleosporales; Pleosporaceae
Exons: 2
Coding region: 14-1480 (488 amino acids)
Biological process (GO): proteolysis
Cellular component (GO): fungal-type vacuole
Molecular function (GO): serine-type carboxypeptidase activity
Source: RefSeq, a predicted model, not a curated record
GUGCAUCCCAAUCAUGAAGCUUUCUAUUGUUAAUCUGCUCGCUGCAACUACGCCUGUAUUGUCACUGUCACAGGUGCCCUUCCAGGAGACGCUGGACGUCGAGGGCUUCCAGGUAUACCAGAGCCAGUUCUCCGAGCACCAUUCCAUCCGCAUCCGAGAGCAGCAAGACAACUCCAUCUGUGAUGCACGUUCCAAACAGUAUACCGGCUGGCUAGAUGUCGGCUCGAAGCACAUCUUCUUCUGGUACUUUGAGUCGCAGAACAAGCCGUCUGAAGACCCGCUGCUGCUAUGGCUGACAGGAGGCCCCGGUGGCUCUGGUAUGCUCGGCUUGAUGGGUGAACUAGGACCAUGCAUGAUCAACGAACACGGCAACGGUACGGUGUACAACGAAUAUGGAUGGAGCAAGAAUGCAAACAUUAUUUUUGUCGACCAGCCGGCUGGCGUAGGCUUCAGCUAUGUGGACCAAGGCAUCCCGGUUCCGGCGACGAGCUUUACGGCAGCGGAGGACAUGCAUCAUUUCCUCCAACUUUUCACCAGCGACGUCUUCCCCAGCCUUCUUGAAAGGGAAUUCCACAUUACUGGAGAAAGCUAUGCAGGCCACUACGUCCCGGCACUUGGGGCGCAAAUUGUAUCUCAGAACCUCUUGUAUCCCAAGCGACCGCAAGUCAAUCUCAAAUCAACCUUUACUGGCAAUGCAUAUGUCUCGCCCAAGGACACUACGUUUGGCUACUGGGAGACGCUUUGUACAACAAACCCCGGCGUUGACAAGCCCGUCUUCAACCAGACUCGCUGCGAUAUCAUGGCCGAACACCUACCUCGCUGCAUGGAGCUUACCAAAGUGUGCUACGACCACCCGGAUCCGGCCAUUUGCAUCGCGGCUCAAAAGGUAUGCGACAAAGGAGUUCUUUUGUACUACGACGACGAAUCCGGCAAAGGUGGACGCAAUCCCUACGACAUCACGCGCGGCUGCGAGACCAAGGAUGAUUUGUGUUAUUUUGAGAUCCAAAGAAUCCAGAAGUACAUGAGUUCGCUGCCGGUUCGGCAGGCUCUUAACGUGCCCAAGGCUGCAGGCAAAUUUUCAGUCAUCUCAGGAGCCGUUGCGUGGGCGUUUGCCUUGACGGGAGACGGGGUUCUCAGCAUGCAGCCACAAGUGCAGUAUCUUCUCGAGCACGGCAUUGAUGUGAUGUUUUACCAGGGAAACCUUGAUCUUGUUUGCAACACUGCAGGCAACCUACAGUGGGCAAGCACCAUGCCCUGGAAAGGACAGCCUGCUUUUGUCGCGCAGCCGAAGCGCAUGUGGACGAACGAGGGAGAAGAAGUGGGCUGGUUCAAGGAAGUCAAGACGAAGACUGCAAGCGGGAGAGAGACGACUUUUGCUUUUACCACGGUCGAUGGAGCGGGGCAUCUCGUACCCUUUGAUAAGCCCAAGGAGGCGUUGGCGCUUGUGGAUAGGUGGCUGCAGAAAAGGAGCUUUGCCUGAGUGUUGUGUUUC